Cyclospora cayetanensis is the source of this 786-nucleotide messenger RNA. Its product is annotated as aspartic acid-rich protein. NCBI's taxonomy places the organism in Eukaryota, Apicomplexa, Conoidasida, Eucoccidiorida, Eimeriidae. The coding region runs from base 1 to 786 and encodes 261 amino acids. Gene Ontology annotation, biological process: protein tetramerization; nucleosome assembly. The record is from RefSeq and is a predicted model, not a curated record. Gene Ontology annotation, cellular component: nucleus; chromatin. Gene Ontology annotation, molecular function: chromatin binding; histone binding. The transcript has 2 exons.
AUGCCUAAACGCGAGCGAACAUCCGCAACUACGGAGGAGGCGGAAGCCAAGCAGAGGAAGGUAGAUGGCAGCUAUUCUGGCAGAGACGAGUCUGAUGCCGAGGAGUUGCUAAAGCCCUUCAUGGAGGACUUGGAGGAGAUACAACGGGCGCUGCAGGACCUGGAUGAGCAGUGCGCUAGGAAGCAGAUGGAAGUACAGAAGGAGUUCGAUCUAUCGAAGAAGCCUAUUCUUGAAAAGCGGCAAUCCGUCCUGGACAAAAUUCCUGGCUUCUGGGCAACUGCUAUUCGCAAUCACCAUAUGUUCGCCCUCAUGUCGGAGGCAGACGAGCCCGUGCUCCAACACCUCAAGAGCAUUCAGCUUGAUGACAAUUUAGACGAUUCAGGCUCUUACAGGAUCAAGUUUGUAUUUGCUGAGGGGGCUAAGGAACACUUCUCACCGCUGGAGUUGGUGAAGGAGGUGCGGUUUGGACCGCCCGGCCCUGCAGACGAGGAGGUCGUAGAGGCAACUGAGAUUUGCUGGACGGACAAGGAGAAGAACCCUGUUGCUGUCGUACUAGCGGAAAGGGAGAAGGGGGGGGAAGAGGACACUGCGUCAUGGUCUUUGUUUGAGUGGUUCACAAAAGAUCCUUGGCCCGAGUCCCGCCCUGAUGUCGGGGAGGUAAUAAGACGGGAAAUAUGGCACUCUCCUGUUGCUUUCUUCCUGGGGGAUGCUCUAAGUGAGGAUGAAGACGGACUGAGUGACGAGCUAAAUGACAGCGAGUCGGAAAACGAUGAGGAUGAGGAAUGA